AUAUGCUUUAGAGCACAUUCGAGUAAAUUACUCUGCAGGGGACAAAAUUUUAAUUCUAUCUGAUUCAAUGAGCGCCUUGCAAGCUCUUAAAAAUAAAUGUAUUAGUGCAUCUGUAAAUUAUUUAAUUUAUAAGUUAAGAAGUUGUUUGAGUUUUUUGUAUUUCAGAAAUAUAUUUGUUGAAUUUUGUUGGGUGCCAGGUCACUCUGGUAUUGUGGGUAAUGAAUUUGUUGAUAAAUUAGCGAAAUCUACAAAAGAUAUAAAUAUUUCCGAUUUUAAAGUUCCGUACUCAGAUUUAGUUUAUUCAAUUAAACAAAAUAUGAUGAAACGUUGGUCUAAUUACUUGUCUAAGUCCAGAGAAACGAAAGGUAAAUGGUUAGCUGAAAUAGUCCCAGUACCUAGUACUAAAUCUUGGUUUGAUAAUUUUAGAUUCUUCCCGGGAAGAGCCUUUAUAUCGAUUAUUUGUAGAUUACGUAUAGGCCACGGUCAUUUUCCUGCGCAUCUUUUUAGAUUAAAGUUAAGUGAAUCAGCUGCAUGUACUUAUUAUAACUCUGGCAUGUGUGAUCUAGAUCAUAUUUUUUUUAAUUGUCCUGAAUUCAAUCAACAGAGAUUAUUGUUUAAUGCAUUAUGUAAAGACACAGGCUUAAAAUCUAUUCCUAAUUCCAUUCAAGGUAUUUUAAAGCUUCCACAACUAUUCUCAAUAGUGUAUAAUUUUGUACUUCACACUAUAGGACGACUAUGAAUGUAUAAUUCAUGAAUGUAUCAUAGGUCUCCUGCUUAUGUGCAAGUUUAAUUAUUUUUUUAUAACGACUCAUGUUCUUUUUUGUUGUUUGUUAAAAGAAAACUUGUAUUUUUUUAUAGUAAGUUCUUGCAAUUCAUUUUGUCAUUAAUUUGUUGUUUUCAAUGAUUUGUAAUUGUUUCUUGGUUUGGUUUGUUUCUUUUAUUUGUGUUUUUAUUGUAAGUUCUAGUUCAUGUUCUAUUUUUUUGUAAAAUUAGCUUAAGCUGAUGGCCGUGUUGCCAAUGCUUUCAAUAAAUUAAAAAAAAAAAAACACAACGCCCUGAGCUCGCGCCUCGCAAACAUGUCUCGACCGAUUUUAUCUACACAUGUUCUGGAUACCAGUACCGGGAAACCGGCUAAUGGUUUAAUUGUAAAAUUAUUUAAAAAACGUGACGACUCUUGUUGGACUUUGUGGCACAAUACAGUGACAUCUAGCGACGGCAGAAUACAAUUCCCGUUUUCAAAAGACUUCAUGGCCGUCGGAAUUUACAAAUUGAGGUUUAAUGUCGGAGACUAUUAUAAUAAUUUGAAUAAGGAAACCCUUUACCCUAUUGUUGAGAUCGUGUUUAACACAAAAGAGGACGAACAUUACCACAUACCGUUGUUGCUCAGCCCUUACGGAUACUCUACCUACAGGGGAAGCUAACUAAAAUCCUAAAAUUUUACAGAAAUCUAACUAUACGUAAAGCAUUGUAUAUGUAAUAAUAAACAAUUUUUGGCUA
Molecule: messenger RNA, 1497 nt
Organism: Bombyx mori (domestic silkworm)
Lineage: Eukaryota; Metazoa; Arthropoda; Insecta; Lepidoptera; Bombycidae
Product: 5-hydroxyisourate hydrolase
Exons: 2
Coding region: 1077-1421 (114 amino acids)
Biological process (GO): purine nucleobase metabolic process
Molecular function (GO): hydroxyisourate hydrolase activity
Source: RefSeq, a predicted model, not a curated record